AUUGGAUAUGGAUUUUGGAAUAAAAGAGUCGGUUGAUAGAAAAUCAUCCUGAAAAACAAAAAUUCUUUCGAUUCAGUGGUGUUCGCUCUCGGAUUAACGAUGCUCAAAUUUUCAUAUUAUUAGGUUUCUAGCCCCUUUUCUCUAAUGGAGUCCUUAUUAGGAGAGACUCCAUCAUCAUCAAUUUUAUUAGAAGAUUUCGGUCAAAAAGUUGAUCUAACAAGAAGAAUUCGUGAAGUAUUAAUAAAUUAUCCAGAAGGAACAACAGUUUUAAAAGAACUGAUUCAAAACGCUGAUGAUGCUGGUGCUACAAAAGUAUGUUUAUGUCUGGAUCGUCGUGUUCAUCGAGUUGACUCGUUGUUGUCUCCUAAAUUAGCUGAGUGGCAAGGUUCAGCUUUAUUAGCUUUCAAUAAUGCUGAAUUCACUGAAGAUGAUUUCGUUAGUAUUUCAAGAAUUGGUGAUAGUAAGAAACAACAACAAGCUUGGAAAACUGGUCGUUUUGGGGUUGGGUUCAACUCGGUAUACCAUCUAACAGAUUUGCCCUCUUUCGUGAGUGGUAAGUAUGCUGUGUUAUUUGAUCCGCAAGGUGUUUAUCUUCCAAAUGUUUCAGCUGUGAAUCCUGGAAAACGUAUAGACUAUGUUAGUUCUUCAGCCAUAUCACUUUAUGAGGACCAGUUCUUUCCAUAUUGUGCCUUUGGAUGUGACAUGAAAAAACAUUUUCCUGGCACUCUAUUUCGUUUCCCUUUGAGGAAUGCAGAUCAGGCAGCUUCUAGUAAGCUCUCUAGGCAAGCAUAUUCAGAAGAUGACAUUUCUUCCAUGUUUGUUCAACUUUACGAGGAAGGAGUUUUUACUUUGCUCUUUCUUAAAAGCGUACUUUCUGUUGAAAUGUAUGUAUGGGAAGAUGGGGUACCCGAGCCACGGAAGCUUUAUUCUUGUGCUGUCAGGUCACAAAAUGAUGAUACAAUUUGGCACCGCCAGGCGUUACUUAGGAUUUCUAACUCCCUUGAUCCUGCAAAAAAUGAAAUGGAUUCAUAUACUGUUGAUUUCUUGAGUGAGGCAAUUGCGGGGUCCAACGUUGAGAAGAGGAUACACACAUUUUUCAUCGUGCAGACAAUGGCGUCGACAUCGAGUAGAAUUGGUACUUUUGCUACUUCUGCUGCCAAAGAGUAUGAUGUUCAUUUACUGCCUUGGGCUUCAGUUGCAGCAUGUAUAUCAGAUUCGUUGUCUGAGGCUGAUUUUCUUAAGCAUGGACGGGCAUUCUGCUUUCUUCCACUUCCUGUAAGAACUGGAUUGUCUGUGCAAGUGAAUGGUUACUUUGAGGUUUCCUCUAACCGAAGAAGUAUAUGGUACGGAGCCGACAUGGACCGAGGUGGAAAACUUCGUUCUGACUGGAACAGGCUUCUACUGGAAGGUGUUGUGGCUCCUGCCUACAAAAAUUUACUGCUUGGUGCACGGGAUUUACUCGGUUCAACCAAGUUUUACUAUUCUCUAUGGCCUUCUGGUUCUUUUGAAGAGCCCUGGAAACUUUUGGUGGAGGAGGUUUAUAAGAUUAUAGGUAAUAGUCCAGUAUUAUACUCAGAUCUUGAUGGUGGAAAGUGGGUAUCACCAACUGAAGCUUUUCUUCAUGAUGAGGAGUUUACUAAAUCGAAGGAACUUGGUGAAGCCCUGUUACUGUUAGGAAUGCCAAUUGUUCAUUUACCCAAUCCCCUGAUUGACAUACUUUUGAGAUAUAGUUCAGGUUUCCGGCAAAGAGUAGUUACUCCUGAAACAGUACGUCAUUUUAUUAAGGCCUCCGGAACAUUGAUUUCCUCAAGCAGAUUAACCAAGUUGGUUUUGUUGGACUAUUGUCUUCAAGAUUUGAUUGAUGCUGAUGUUGUUAGGCACACAAGCGGCCUGCCAUUGCUACCUCUGGCAAGUGGUGAGUUUGGAUCAUUUUCUGAAAGCUCCCACCGGAUUUCUUAUUUCAUCUGCAAUGAAUUGGAAUAUAUGCUGCUUCAGAAAAUUCCUGAUAGAUUAAUUGAUCAAAAUAUUCCUUCCCACAUACUGAGCAGACUUUCAGCUAUUGCUAAGUGUUCAAAUGCCAAUAUUUGUUUCUUUAAUAUUCAUUUCUUGCUUCAGUUACUCCCUCAAUUUGUUCCUGCCGAUUGGCAGUAUAAAAGCCGAGUUCGGUGGGAACCGGAGUCUUGUUCGAAUCAUCCAGCAGCGUCAUGGUUUGUGAGUUUUUGGCAGUAUCUACGUGAAAAGUGUGAUAAUUUAUCUAUAUUUGGUGAUUGGCCCAUCUUGCCAUCCACUUCGGGGCACCUUUAUCGAGCUUCUAGACAAUCAAAACUGAUUGAUGCAGCGAAGUUGUCUGAUACAAUAGGAGCUCUCCUUGUUAAAAUUGGCUGCAAGAUUUUAAACCCUGAUUAUGGUGUUCAGCACCAGGAGUUAUCUCUUUAUGUGUAUGACGCCAAUGGAGCAGGUGUUUUGGAUGCAAUUUUUGAUGUUAUUUCGACGGAACAAAGUCUCCUUCAACCGUCCUUCGAAAACGUUGGAGAUAAUGAGAAGAAUGAGCUUUGUCUGUUUCUUCUCGACCGAAAAUGGUAUGUCAGAGAUUCAAUAACUGAUUCUCAUAUAGUUAACUGCAAAAGGUUACCUAUUUUCAAAGUUUAUGGUGGACGUUCUUCUGAAGCUGAUCAGUUUUCUGACUUGGUAAAUCCUCAAAAGUACUUGCCACCUAAGGAUGUUCCUUCAUAUCUGUUGGGAGGUGAGUUCAUUCAGAGCUCAUGCGAUAUUGAAGAUGAAAUUUUAUUAAGACAUUAUGGAGUUGCUCGAAUGGGGAAGACUGAUUUUUACAAAACUAAGGUACUCAAUAGAAUCAAUGAAUUGCUGCCAGAGGUUCGUGACAGUACCAUGCUUUCUGUUCUUAGAGAUCUACCGCAAUUGUGUGUGGAAGACGCAUCUUUCAGGGAAAUAUUGAGAAAAUUGGAAUUCAUUCCAACUCUAAGCGGUGCUUUAAAGUGUCCACACCUGCUAUAUGAUCCUCGUAAUGAGGAAUUAUACUCUCUUCUAGAAGAUUCCGACAGUUUUCCGGUGGGUGUAUUUGAAGAGUCUGUUAUUCUUGACAUGCUGCAAGGUUUGGGCCUUAGGACAUCUGUGUCUCCUGAGACAGUCAUAGAAAGUGCACGUCAAAUUGAGUUGUUUAGGGACACUGAUCAACGAAAGGCAAAUGCAAGAGGCAAGGUGCUUCUCUCAUACCUUGAAGUGCAUGCAUCAAAAUGGUUGUUAAAUCCGCAAAGUGAUGCCCAAAGAAUGAUGAAUAGAACAUUGUCACGAGCUGCGAUGGUAUUCAAGUCUCGCAACUCAGAACCUGAUCUAAAUAAAUUUUGGAAUGAUCUUAAAAUGAUCUGCUGGUGCCCUGUUUUGGUCUCUUCUCCUUAUCAGAGUUUACCCUGGCCUUCGGCUUCAUCCAUGGUUGCUCCCCCAAAGCUUGUCAGGUUACGUUCAGAUUUGUGGCUUGUUUCUGCAAGCAUGCGUAUACUUGAUGGUGAAUGCUCAUCAACAACUUUAGCAUGUAGCUUAGGUUGGUCUUCUCCACCUGGUGGUAGCGUCAUCGCUGCCCAACUACUUGAGCUUGGGAAGAAUAAUGAACUUGUAACAGAUCAGGUGCUCCGCCAGGAACUUGCUUUGGCUAUGCCAAGGAUAUAUUCUAUAUUGUCGGCUAUGAUCGGUUCAGAUGACAUGGAAAUUGUAAAAGCUAUUCUGGAAGGAUGUCGUUGGAUUUGGGUUGGAGAUGGGUUUGCAAUCUCGGAUGAAGUUGUCCUGAAUGGACCUCUUCAUCUGGCACCUUACAUACGUGUAAUUCCUGUUGAUUUAGCUGUAUUCAAGGCAUUAUUUUUAGAACUUGGAAUACGGGAAUUCUUGAAGCCCACUGAUUAUGCUAACAUUCUUUUCAGAAUGGCUACACGAAGAGGCUCAACUCCCUUGAACUCGGAUGAAGUUAGAGCAGCGUUAUUAGUUGUGCAGCAUCUUGCGGAAGUUCAAUUUCAGGAUCAGCAAGUUCAAGUAUAUCUGCCCGAUAUUUCAUCCCAACUUUAUCCUGCAACCAGUCUUGUUUAUAAUGAUGCUCCAUGGUUGCUAAGCUCUGAAAAUGCUGAAAGUGGAUACACAAAUGCAUCCAGUGUUGGUCUUAGUACAAAUAGAGAUGUUCACAAAUUUGUGCACGGGAAUAUAUCAAAUGAUGUUGCAGAAAAGCUCGGCGUAUGCUCCCUUCGUAGACUAUUGCUUGCUGAGAGUGCUGACUCGAUGAAUUUAAGCUUAUCAGGGGCAGCUGAAGCUUUUGGUCAGCAUGAAGCUUUGACGACAAGGCUCAAGCAUAUAGUUGAAAUGUAUGCGGAUGGCCCAGGGAUUCUCUUUGAGCUGGUUCAGAAUGCGGAGGAUGCAGGAGCAUCUGAGGUGGCAUUUCUCUUGGAUAAAACUCAAUAUGGGACAUCAUCUGUUCUGUCUCCAGAGAUGGGAGAGUGGCAAGGGCCAGCACUCUAUUGUUUCAACUCGUCUAUUUUUAGUGCAAAAGAUCUUUAUGCCAUCUCGAGAAUCGGCCAAGAUAGCAAACUUGAGAAGCCUUUUGCAAUUGGAAGGUUUGGUCUUGGAUUCAAUUGUGUUUAUCACUUCACAGAUAUUCCAGGCUUUGUUUCUGGAGAAAAUAUUGUGAUGUUUGAUCCUCAUGCCUCUCAUCUUCCUGGGAUCUCUCCAUCCCACCCUGGAUUACGAAUCAAAUUCGCUGGGAGAAGAAUCUUAGAACAGUUUCCAGAUCAAUUUUCUCCUUUCUUACACUUUGGCUGUGACUUGCAGCAGCCAUUUCCUGGCACUCUCUUCCGCUUUCCUCUCAGAAGCGAAAAUGCUGCUUCACGGAGUUUAAUAAAAAGAGAAAAAUAUGCACCCGAAGAUGUUCUAUCACUUUUCUCUUCUUUCUCUGAAGUUGUCUCCGAGACCCUUCUCUUUCUUCGUAAUGUGAGAACCAUCUCUAUUUUUGUGAAAGAGGGGGCUGGUCAUGACAUGCAGCUUCUUCAUCGUGUAGAGAGAAAUCACAUUACUGGGCCCGAAGUCGAUUCCCAUCCACAGCAUAGUUUGCUUGGCUUCAUCCAUGGAAAGCAUAAUGGACUGGAUAGGAAUCAGUUUCUUAACAAAUUGAGUAAAACCCCUGAAUCAGAUUUACCAUGGAACAUUCAGAAGAUUGUGGUGACUGAACGAGAUACUUCUGGUGAUAAAUCACAUUUCUGGGUGAUGAGUGAAUGUUUAGGAGGUGGAAAUGCGAAAAAAGUUACUCCUCUAGGAAACAAUUCUCACAAUUUUAUCCCGUGGGCUUGUGUAGCAGCUUACUUGCAUACUGUGAAUUUGAGUGGCAUAAAGGAGCUGAAUGAUAGCUCUAAUGUUGGGACAGAAGAUGGCACUAUUCAGGAUGGUUCACUUCAAGUUUCACAAGACUUAUCGCAGUAUAGAAGGAAUUUCGAUGGUCGAGCCUUUUGCUUUUUGCCUCUACCAAUUAAUACCGGUCUUCCAAUACAUGUUAAUGCCUAUUUUGAGUUAUCAUCGAACAGGAGGGAUAUUUGGUUUGGAAAUGACAUGGCAGGGGGUGGAAAAGUGCGUUCAGACUGGAAUAAAUACCUCCUUGAAGAUGUUGUUGCUCCUGCUUAUGGUCGGUUGCUCGAAAAGGUAGGGUUGGAGAUGGGCUUAUGUGAUUUGUUCUCUUCACUUUGGCCAGUAGCGAGCAUGGUAGAGCCAUGGGCAUCCAUGGUUCGGAAACUCUACAUGUCCGUGUGUGAUCUUGGUCUACGUGUUUUACACACAGAAGCUAGGGGUGGCCAGUGGAUCUCCACAAAGCAAGCAAUUUUUCCUGAUUUUUCUUUCUCCAAAGCAGAGGAGCUAUUGGAAGCAUUAUCUGAUGCAGGACUGCCUCUCGUUCGUGUUUCCAAGACAGUUGUAGAUAAGUUUAAGGAGGCUUACCCAUCAUUGCAUUUCCUUACACCUCAGUUGCUAAGGACAUUGUUGACUAGAAGAAAGCGUGGGUUUAAGAACAGGAGUGCAAUGAUCCUGACACUUGAAUAUUGCUUAUAUGAUAUUAAUGUACCUGUCCAGAGUGAUACUUUGCUUGGUUUUCCCUUGGUUCCUCUUGCAAACGGUUUGUUUACAACAUUCAGCAGGAAGGGGGAAGGUGAAAGAAUUUUUGUAACGACUUGUGAAAAUGAGUACGGUCUUCUCAGGGACUUAGUUCCACAUCUUCUUGUUGAUAGCAGUAUUUCUGAAGGAGCACAGAAGAAGCUAUGUGACAUUGGUCGAAAUGGGGAUUCAAAUAUCUCCUUGUUGUCAUGUAAAUCCCUUGAAGAGCUAUUUCCCAGGAUAAUGCCACCUGAGUGGCAGAAUUCUAAACAAGUAUCUUGGACUCCAGGCCACCAAGGUCAACCAAGCAUAGAAUGGAUGAGGUUGUUAUGGAGCUAUUUUACUUCAUCUUGUGAUGUCCUUUCAAUGUUCUCCAAGUGGCCUAUACUUCCAGUGGGAAACAAUUGCCUAUUGCAACUUGUCAGAAAUUCAAAUGUGAUCGAAGAAGAUGGGUGGAGUGAAAACAUGUCUUCAUUGUUGCAGAAACUAGGUUGUUUCUUCUUGAGAUCGGACUUUCCAAUAGAUCAUCCCCAAUUGAAGGAUUUUGUGCAAGGUCCAACUGCAAGUGGUGUAUUAAAUGCUUUACUUGCAGUAUCUGGUGAGUCGCAUGAUAUCGGAAGAUUGUUCAGUGAUGCGUCAGAAGGAGAAUUGCACGAACUUCGUAGUUUCAUUCUCCAGACCAAAUGGUUCUCUGGCUGCCAAAUGAAUCAGAAGCACAUUUAUUUGCUAAAACAGCUCCCUAUGUUUGAGUCGUACAAAAGUAGAAAACUUGUUGCUUUGAGUAAUCCUACCAAGUGGAUCAAACCCGAAGGGGUGCAUGAGGAGCUAUUAACUGAAGCAUUCGUUCGCAUGGAAUCUGAAAAGGAUAAAACUAUUCUUGAAAGCUACCUUGAAGUUAGAGAACCUGCAAGGGCUGAAUUUUACAAGGAUUAUGUUCUUAACCGGAUGUCAGAAUUCGUUACACAACCAGUAGCUCUUUCUGCCAUAUUACAUGAUGUGAAGCUUCUGAUUAGGGAGGAUCCUUCGAUCAGAACAGUGCUUUUGCAAACUCCUUUCGUUUUAGCUGCCAACGGAUCCUGGCAACAUCCUUCUAGGUUAUAUGAUCCUCGUGUUCCAGAGCUACAGAAGGUGCUUCAUAAAGAAGCUUUCUUUCCUUCCGAUAAGUUCUUAGAUACUGAGACUCUUGAGACUCUGAUUGAUCUGGGCCUUAAUACGACAUUGGGACUUGGUGGUUUGCUUGAUAGUGCUAGGUCAGUUUCAAUGUUGUAUGAUUCAGGGGAUUUGGAGGCAUUUAAUUGGGGUAGGAGGUUACUUUCUUGCCUAGAUAUGAUGGGAUGUUACCGCUCCAGAGAGGAGGAAGGAGAAUGCGACUGUGACAGAGUCAGCAACUCCGCAUUCUUCGAUGUUAAUAAUGUACAUGAUGACGUUGUCGAAAAUGACUACUUGACAAUUGCUUCUAAAAAGAACUGCUGCAGACAGGAUCUUGAGGUUCAAUUGGGUGCAAUCAUCCACGAAAUUCCAGAUGAAAACUUUUGGUCCGAAAUGAAAAUUAUCUCGUGGUGCCCCGUCUAUGUUGAUCCACCCCAGAAAGGUCUUCCCUGGUUUAGAUCCAAGCAUCAGAUAGCAGCUCCAGUCGACGUGAGACCGAAGUCACAAAUGUGGUUGAUGUCAUCUAUGAUGCGGAUACUAGAUGGUGAAUGCUGCUCGAAAUACCUGAUGCAAAAACUUGGCUGGCUGGAUCGUCCUAAUGUUGGUGUUCUAUCCACCCAAUUGGUUGAGCUAUCCAACUCCUAUAGCCAACUCAAGCUGCUAGGUGUACACGAACCUGAACUUGAUGCUGUGCUGCAGAUCCAAAUGCCUAAACUUUACUCUAAAUUGCAGGAAUUUGUUGGUACUGAUGACUUCACAAUUUUAAAAUCUGCAGUCAAUGGGGUUACCUGUGUUUGGAUUGGGGACAAUUUCAUAUCUCCAGAGGCACUUGCAUAUGACUCACCUGUUAAAUUCCACCCUUACUUAUAUGCUGUCCCGUCUGAGUUGUCAGAGUUCAGAGAGUUGCUGUCAGCAUUAGGUGUCAGAUCAACUUUUGAUGCUGUGGACUACGUGAACGUUUUACAGCGUUUACAGCGUGACCUCAAGGGGUUACCACUGUCAUCUGAGCAAUUGAGUUUUGUUCAUUGUGUCUUGGAAGCAGUUGCAGACUGUUAUGCAGAUAAACCCUUGUUGGAAACUUCUAGUAGUCCAUUAUUACUUCCAGAUUCAUUUGGAGUUCUGAUGUCUGCAAUGGAUCUUGUGUACAAUGAUGCACCAUGGAUGGAGAACAAUAGUAAUCUUGCCUCGAAACAUUUUCUACAUCCAAGUAUUAGCAAUGACCUGGCAAGCAGAUUAGGGGUCCAGUCACUUCGCUGCCUUUCAUUAGUUGAUGAGGAAAUGAUAAAGGAUCUGCCGUGCAUGGAUUACCCGAGAAUAAGUGGACUUCUGUCGUUAUAUGGAAACAAUGAUUUUUUGUUGUUUGAUUUGCUCGAGUUAGCGGACUGCUGCAAAGCAAGGAAGCUGCACCUCAUAUUUGAUAAGAGAGAACACUCUCGUCAGUCUUUGCUCCAGCACAAUCUAGGUGAAUUUCAGGGGCCUGCUGUUGUUGCUGUCCUAGAUGGGGCCACCUUGAACCAGGAAGAAGUCAGCAGUCUCCAACUCCUUCCUCCAUGGCGGUUGCGGGGCAAUACACUAAAUUAUGGUUUAGGGCUUCUCAGCUGUUAUUUCAUAUGUGAUCUUCCCGCAGUUGUUUCCAGUGGGCACUUUUACAUGUUUGACCCUCAUGGCAAGGCUCUCACUGCUCCAUCAAGUAAUGGCCCCUCUGCCAAAAUGUUCUCUUUGAGAGGUACUGGCUUGACCGAGCGGUUCCGUGAUCAAUUCAAUCCAAUGCUUAUUGAUCAAAAUAUGCCGUGGUCAUCUUCAGAUUCUACAAUUAUCCGCAUGCCUCUAUCAUCUGAUUGCAUGAAAGAUGGACUAGAGGAUGGGUCAAAGAGAGUAAAACAAAUUUUUGAUAGAUUUGUAGCGCAGGCAUCUACCAGUCUUCUGUUCUUGAAGUCUGUAUUCCAGGUGACUCUAUCAACUUGGGAGGAGGGAAGUUUGCAACCAGUACAGGAUUACUCUGUUUGUAUUGAUCCUAUGUUAGCGACUGUUAGAAAUCCUUUCUCGGAAAAGAAGUGGAGAAAAUUUCAAAUAUCGAGGUUGUUUAGCAGCUCAAACGCAUCAAUCAAAGUGCACACUAUAGAUGUCCACCUGCUCGAAGGAGAAACCAAAGUUGUUGACAAAUGGAUCGUUGUCCUAAGCCUGGGUUCCGGACAGACCAGAAAUAUGGCCCUUGAUAGGCGAUAUCUGGCUUACAACUUGACACCCGUUGCUGGAGUUGCAGCCCACAUAUCAAGAAAUGGACGGCCAGCUGAUGCGCAUUCUUCCAGCUGCAUUUUGUCUCCUCUUCCUCUCUCUAAAGAUCUUAACAUAUCUGUCACGGCUCUUGGAUGUUUCCUCGUGCGUCAUAAUGGAGGUCGUUAUUUAUUCAAGUACCAAACAGAUAAGGCCUCACUAGGACCACAACUUGAUGCUGGAAAUCAGUUGAUAGAAGCUUGGAACAGAGAGUUGAUGAGUUGUGUUCGUGAUUCAUAUGUUGAAAUGGUGUUGGAAAUGCAAAGAUUAAGAAGGGAACCUUCAAAUUCUACUCUCGACCCAGGUGCAGUACGUGCAGUUAGUUCAGUUAUGCAAGCUUACGGGGAUCGAAUUUAUGCAUUCUGGCCAAGGUCCAGACAGAGCUCUUGUCCAAGUAACCAAUCCGCUGUCUUUUCAAGUAACCCAAAUUCAUUGGAUGUGGUGGAAACAGAUUGGGAAUGUUUAAUCAAACAAGUGAUAAGGCCUUUCUAUACCCGUCUCGUUGACCUUCCUGUCUGGCAACUAUACUCUGGUCAAUUGGUAAAGGCUGAAGAAGGUAUGUUUCUUGCUCAACAUGGGAAUGAAAUGGGUGAUAAUUCGCCGCCAUCUUCCGUUUUUAGUUAUAUCAAGGAACACUAUCCUGUUUUUUCGGUGCCAUGGGAAUUGGUGAGUGAAAUUCAAGCUGUAGGAGUUACAGUGAGAGAAAUCAGACCUAAGAUGGUACGGAGUCUCCUUAAGGCCUCUUCGACGUCUUUUUCUCUCCCAUCAGUUGAGACAUACAUAGAUGUGCUUGAGUAUUGUUUAUCUGAUAUCGAACUUAACCUUGAUGCUUCAAGUGGUCAAGAUACUCAGAACUCUCAUACUAGGAUGGCCGUCCUUGAGGGUAACAGUUCUACUACUAUAUCAAAUUCAAGCCUGCAAGGAUCUAGUAGGGUAUCCACCCAGAGUGUGGAGAAUCCAGGUGGCGACCCGUUGGAGAUAGUGACUACUUUUGGUAGGGCAUUAUUUGAUUUUGGCCGGGGAGUGGUUGAAGAUAUUGGUAGAGCUGGAGGGCCUUUAGUUCAAAGGAACACCAUUUCUGGUAGUGGUAGCAGUAGAAAUCCUGAUCCAAGGUAUGCACCUAUAGCUGCUGAGAUAAAAGGCUUACUUUGUCCAACUGCAACAAGCAAUUUCGCAAAGCUAGGGAUUGUUGAACUUUGGGUCGCGAGUAAGGAGCAGCAAACACUAAUGCUCCCGUUACAAGCAAAGUUUAUCCACCCAGAAUGCUUAAGAAGAUCGGUUAUCUCUGAGAUUUUUUUGAAUGAGAACAUCCAAAUGUUCUUGAAAUUGCAGAGUUUCUCCCAUCGGUUGUUGGCGAAUAACAUGAAGUCACUUUUUGUUGAAAACUGGGUAAACCAUGUGAUGAAUUCAAGUAAGGCUCCAUGGUUUUCAUGGGAGAGCGGUACAAAUUCAGAUGGUGCAGGGGGUCCUUCUCCUGAAUGGAUACGACUCUUUUGGAAAAGUUUUAAUGGCUCAUCACCAGACCUUUCACUUUUCUCUGAUUGGCCCCUUAUUCCUGCAUUUCUUGGUAGGCCAGUGUUAUGCCGUGCUCGGGAGAAUCAUUUGAUUUUUAUACCACCACUAGUUACGGAUCCAACGUCAGUAAAUGAUGUGUCAGCACCAUAUACAGGAGGAACCGACGAAGCAGGGUUGACGGGUGAUGAUACUUCUGGAACUAGGUUAAUCCAAUCCUACAUAUCUGCAUUCGAACUAACCAACUCAAGAUUUCCCUGGUUGUCAUCGCUGCUCAACCAGUUCAACAUACCUGUAUAUGACACACCGUUCCUAGAGUGUGCUCCUCCAUGUAAUUGUUUCCCCAGUCCGGGACAUUCUCUAGGAAAAGUGGUUGUUACCAAGCUGCUUGCUUCUAAACGUUCUGAGUAUUUCGUUGAACCGGCUUUCUCUGUGGCUACAGAUCGCGACAAUUUGUUUAACCUUUUUGCCGUGGAUUCUGCUUCAUCCAGUGGGUCGACAUAUACUAGGGAAGAGAUUGAUUUGCUAAGGGCACUCCCUAUUUAUAGAACUGUUCUGGGUUCAUAUACACGAUUGCAUGAUCAGGGCCAGUGUAUUAUUACUCCGAGCUCCUUCUUUAAGCCAUCUGAUGACCGCUGCUUGUGUAGUUCAACUGAUUCAAGUAGAAGUCUAUUUCAUGCCCUAGGGGUCCCUGAGUUACAUGAUCAAGAAGUGCUUGUGAAGUUUGCAUUGCCUGGUUUUGAGGAAAAAGCUCAAGAAGAGCAGGAGGAUAUCUUGAUUUAUCUAUAUACCAAUUGGCAGGAUCUUGAGCUAGAUUCAAAUGUAGUCAGUGUGCUGAAAGAGACUAAGUUUGUAAGAAAUGCAAGUGGGACCCGUGAAGAACUAUUUAAGCCCCAAAAUCUGCUUGAUCCUAGUGAUUCUCUAUUGAUGUCGGUAUUCGCCAAGGACAGAAAUAGAUUUCCCGGGGAGAGGUUCACUUCAGAUGGAUGGCUUCGGAUUUUAAGGAAAACUGGUCUUAGGACAUCCACAGAAGCAGAUGUAAUACUUGAAUGUGCGAGAAAAGUUGAGCAUCUUGGAGAUAAUUGCAUGAGAGCUUUAGAAGAGCCUGAUAAUUUUGAGCCUGAUCUUUCCAGUUCCAAGAAUGAAAUUUCUGUGGAAAUAUGGUCUUUAGCUGUAUCAGUUGUCCAAAAUAUAUUUCUGAACUUCGCUGUAUUGUAUAACAAUAACUUCUGCAAGCAACUUAGUCAAAUUGCAUUUAUACCUUCAGAGAGAGGGUUCCCUUCUAUUGGUGGUAAGAAAGGUGGAAAGAGAGUACUUUGUUCUUAUAAUGAAGCUAUUCUACUGAAGGAUUGGCCUCUUGGAUGGAGUAGUGCUCCCAUUCUAGCCGGUCAGAAUGUUGUUCCACCUGAGUACGCUUGGGGAGCACUUCAUUUAAGGAGCCCACCAGCCUUUACGACAGUGUUAAGGCAUUUGGAGAUUGUUGGGAAGAAUGGCGGGGAGGAUACUCUUGCUCAUUGGCCAACAGUUGCAGGGAUGAUGACUGUGGAGGAAGCUUCUCUUGAGAUCUUGAGGUAUCUAGACAAAAUUUGGAGUUCCCUCUCUGCUUCAGAAAUAUUGGCGUUGAAGGAAUUGGCAUUUGUACCAGUUGCAAACGGCACACGUUUGGUUACCGCAAACUGUCUUUUCGCGCGUUUGGCAAUAAACCUCUCACCGUUUGCGUUUGAACUUCCUAGUCUCUAUCUGCCAUUCAUGAAGGUUCUUAAAGACCUUGGGAUUCAGGAAGCUUUCUCUCUUACUUGUGCAAGGGAUCUCCUACUGAAUAUCCAGAAAGCGUGUGGGUACCAGCGUCUAAAUCCAAAUGAACUCCGAGCUGUGAUGGAGAUUUUGCAGUUUGUCUGUGAUGCAAUAGUUCGGGCAGAGAAGGGAGAUGAGUCCAGCUACAUAUCUGAAGCAGUAGUACCAGAUGAUGGCUGUCGACUUGUUGUAGCAAGAUCUUGUGUUUAUAUUGAUUCUUUUGGAUCUCGGUUCAUCAGGAGCAUAGAUAUUUCCAGGAUAAGGUUCGUUCACCCAGAUCUUCCUGAAAGAAUAUGUACAGGGUUGGGCAUUCAAAGGCUAUCUGACGUAGUCGUGGAGGAGCUGGAUGAAACUCAAGAAUUAGAGUUUUUGGAUCAAAUUGGAUCAGUUUCAUUAACAACAAUUAAGGAGAAGCUCUCAAGCAGGUCUUUUCAGUCAGCGGUGUGGAAAAUUGUAAAUAGCACCGCCGGUUUCACUCCUGCAUCUGAGGCCUUGGAUUUGGAGCAAAUACAAAGAUUACUGGAAUCUGUUGCAGAGAAAUUGCAAUUUGUUAGGUUCCUCUAUACUCGUUAUAUGUUAGUUCCAAGAUCUUUGGAUGUCACACGCGUGAAUAAGGAAUUCAUUAUUCCUCAAUGGGAGGACGGAUUGAGACACCGUUCUUUUAACUAUGUUGACCAAUCAAAAACUCGUGCUUUAGUUGCUGAACCUCCUUAUUAUAUUUCUGUGUUUGAUGUUAUUGCAAUUGUCGUGAGUCAAGUAAUUGGCUUAGUAAACCCUUUACCCAUUGGAUCAUUAUUUUCCACUCCGGUUGGCUCAGAGCAAGCAAUUGUAGAUGCACUUAAACUUGGAUCUGAUAGAAGAGAGAAUGAGCUUGGGGAUAAAAGUAGUCAAUUGGUCGGUAGAGAUUUAGUGCCGCAGGAUGCUCGUCAGGUGCAAUUCCAUCCACUGAGACCUUUCUAUAGUGGAGAGGUAGUGGCGUGGAGGACAGGAAAGGAUGGAGACAAAUUGAAGUAUGGUAGGGUUCCAGAGGAUGUCAGGCCAUCAGCAGGUCAAGCACUUUACAGGUUUAAGGUAGAAACAGCUCCAGGGGAAACCCAACUUCUUCUCUCUUCUCAUAUUUUCUCUUUCAAAAGCAUACCAAUGGCAAAUGAAGUUUCAUCUUCAACAUUGCUGGACGACCAUAAAAUGGAAAAUGAGAACCUGAAUCGGGCUGAGGUGCACGGUGCUGGAACUAGCAAUACAAGUUCCUCUAAGCAGCCAGCUACGGAUCACAAUUAUGGACGAGUUUCUCCGGCAGAACUAGUGCAGGCAGUCAAUGAAAUGCUCUCUGCAGCUGGAAUCAACAUGAAUGCUGAGAAGCAGUCCCUUCUCCAAACAGCCUUAACUCUACAAGAACAACUCAAAGAGUCUCAAGCUGCACUUCUUCUCGAGCAGGAAAAGGCUGACAGCGCUGCUAAAGAAGCUGAAACAGCAAAAUCAGCAUGGAUGUGUCGGGUGUGUUUGAGCACAGAGGUCGAUAUAACUAUAGUUCCUUGUGGUCAUGUUCUAUGUCGAAGAUGUUCAUCUGCUGUUUCUAGAUGCCCUUUCUGUCGACUCCAAGUGUCGAAAACUCUGAAAAUUUUCAGGCCCUGAGAGCCCUUUAAAGCUUCUCAUCCAAUUGAUCAGACUAAUAGUCUUCUAGGAAUCAACUAGAUAUAGUGGGGUUCUGCAUUGGAGUAUGCUAAUCAUACCUGAUGAUACACUUGUGCCUUCUGGUUUUCACAGUGCCUCUCACAGUAUAUGUGUCAAGAGAGGAGGGAGUAGUAAAUAGAUUUGAUCAGAGCAGAACCCUAAUUGUACUCUAUACCGUAGUUGUACUUGUGUAUAGAUAAGUACAGAUCUGAGGAGUUAGCCCAAUGUAAAUUCAAUUAUGUGAAUAGUAUUGCAUUUAGGUAAAGAAUUUUAUGAUGUUGGGAGUAGAUACAAAAAUAAUAAUAUUACAUAUAGUUGCACAGCACAAAUUCAAGUUUUAAUACAAGAAAGGACUCGUACUUGAUUACAUGUCUCA
This is a messenger RNA of Papaver somniferum (opium poppy), 14908 nucleotides long. Its product is annotated as sacsin-like. The transcript has 13 exons. Gene Ontology annotation, molecular function: Hsp70 protein binding. NCBI's taxonomy places the organism in Eukaryota, Viridiplantae, Streptophyta, Magnoliopsida, Ranunculales, Papaveraceae. The record is from RefSeq and is a predicted model, not a curated record. The coding region runs from base 145 to 14493 and encodes 4782 amino acids.